Messenger RNA from Nothobranchius furzeri (turquoise killifish), 4427 nucleotides. Lineage: Eukaryota; Metazoa; Chordata; Actinopteri; Cyprinodontiformes; Nothobranchiidae. The record is from RefSeq and is a predicted model, not a curated record.
CAGUGUUUAGCCUUUAGCUGGCUGCUCUGUCCCUGCUCAGCAGCACCUGUCAUUCUCACGUUAGUGUGUACGCUUAAGGUGUGUUUAUAGUCUCUGGAAUAUACAUUUUUGCACCUUGAACGCUAAAAAAAGAAUGGGGGGCAGAGGGCACUGACAUGGGAAGUGCGGGGUACUCGUCCCACACGUACCACAUUUCCAUUAUGCCCAUGCUAAAUCCUUUCUACGUGUGUGCUGAUGUGAAACUUUAAAAUGUGACACAGAAAAGAAAAUGGAACACCUCUGUAAGGGAGCAAACUUUUUGUAGUAAAUGUCAUUGUUUUUUUGCUGCUACAAAACACUGACAUUUUAAUAAAGAAUGUGAAUUUUACCUAUUCUCUUUUUCCAACUGUGUUUAUGUAUGGUAUACUAUUUACAUGUUGCAUUUUUUUCUUGUAUUGUUUAUGGUUGGUUCUGUCUCAAUUUCUACGUCGUAAUCAGCUUCAUUCUGCUCACCGUCUGAGACAGAAAUCACUCCAAACCCUUCGGUGCAAAUUUAAAGUUAGUCUUGAAACCCCUUUAGCACAACUUGUAACUGACAAAGCGUUUUAACAUUGGCUUAGAUGUGCUCUUGGUAGACCAGCUUUGAUAUAAGGACACUGAAUGAUGAUGAUGGGAAACAAAUCUGACAUCUAAUGAAUGGCUCAAAGGAAACGAAGAUGUCUCACGUAGACACCAAAAUAAGUGUAUGUUAUCUUUCUUCAUUUAAGUGAUAAAAUUGGUAAUUAAGCUGGUUAUUUCUUCCUGAAAGCUGAAUGUGGAGAAUGUGUCCAACAAAAGCCAAGUCAGAGAAAUGUCUGUGUGUCAUAAAUCUGUACAUUUGGAUCACUCGCUGUCUUUCCACCAGGUCUCUCUUUGUAUGUGUCCUUUGCUCAAUGUGCUUUCUGUGGUUCUUUUCUUGACAAUGAAUUGCAAAUUCAGAAGAGGCAGCCUGUAGGUAUAUGAAACCAUAAUACUAGCUGCAUGAACCCUGUUUAUCAUAUCUUAUUUUUUUAUUUCCUUUUUUCCAUUAUAGACUUGGACUUUUUUUUUAGAUAUGUUGUCAGUCAAGCAGUUGAUUUAAUGUUUUAUCUUAAUUUGAUCAUGCUUGUUCUGCCUUUUGAAACCUUAUUUUCGUGUCAUUAUUUGUUACCACCUAACAAACCUCCAUUAUGUUCUUUGUCGUCCCAGUUGCAAGUCACUUGUCUCGUGUUUUGUUGGUUGAACCACUGCUUGUGCUGUAGAGUAUUCAUGUUUCCUCUGUGUUUCUCUUGUGUGAAGGGGAUGUGCUGUUCCAGAUGGCUGAGGUCCACAGACAGAUCCAAGUGCAGUUAGAGGAGAUGCUAAAAUCCUUUCACAAUGAACUCCUCUCAGAGCUGGAGAAGAAGGUGGAUUUGGAUGCUCGAUAUUUGACUGCUGCCUUGAAGAAGUACCAGAUGGAACACAAGAGCAAAGGAGAGAGUAUGGAGAAAUGCCAGGCAGAGCUAAAGAAGCUACGAAGGAAAAGCCAAGGCAGCAAGAACCCGUCAAAGUAUGGCGAGAAGGAGAUGCAGUUUGUAGAAACCAUCAGCAAUAAGCAGACUGAGCUUGAGACUUUUAUUGCUGAAGGGUACAAGACAGCCUUGUCAGAGGAGCGUCGCCGAUACUGCUUUCUGGUGGACCGACAAUGUGCUGUGGCCAAAAACAACAGCGCCUACCAUGGAAAGGGUAAAGACCUUCUGACUCAGAAGAUCCCAGUUUGGCAGCAAGCCUGCGCAGACCCUAACAAGCUGCCAGAGAGAGCCAUGAUCCUGGCCCCACAAAUGGGCUCCACUGCACUUGGGGGCACAAGUCCUCUGCACACUUCCAAAUCCAACCUGGUCAUCUCUGACCCUAUUCCUGGGGCUCAGCCUCUUCCCGUUCCCCCAGAACUGGCUGUUUUCAUGGGUAGUGGACUUGGACAUCCAUCAAGAUUGAUGGGCCCGGAUGGGAUGGCUAUGGUCAAUGGGACAACAGGGGUCCACGGAGAGGAGUUCUGGUCAGAUGGAGGUACGAUGUCCCAAGUCAGGCCUUCAUCUCCUCAGACUCAGCCACAGGGCCCGUCUCAGGUGCCGCCCCAGAGACAGGUCAGCGAUGUCUACUCCAACACCCUCCCAGUUCGCAGGCCUGCCCCCGCCAAGAACAAAAACCCAGUGGGAGAGACCCGGACCCUCCCCAGAUCCAGCUCCAUGGCAGCCGGGCUGGAGAAGAACGGGCGCUCCCGUGUCCAGGCCAUCUUCUCCCAUGCUGCCGGUGGCAACAGCACCCUGCUCAGCUUCUCUGAGGGAGAUGUCAUCACCCUACUAGUGCCUGAAGCCCGCGAUGGCUGGCACUAUGGAGAGAAUGAGAAAAAUAAGAUGCGUGGUUGGUUCCCAUUCUCCUACACACGUGUGCUGCCUGAAAGUGACAGCGACAAGCUCAGAGUGAAUUCCAGUCUUCAUCAUGGAAAAAGCAGCAGCACAGGGAACUUACUGGAGAGUGAUGCAUCACUGCCCACACCUGACUAUGGCCUGACUGCUCGACUGCUGGCGCAAAGCCUGGCACAGACCCGCCCACGGCCCUACAGCAUGGCAGGCUUUGCUCCACAGCCUGCCAUUGAGGAUUAUGACAGCCGCUUUGCGACAAGUAGCGGCUGGUGGGUGGAGGAUUGCAUUGAGCAAGAGAACCUGAGCGGGGCCUACCUGCUUGGUAUGCAGCGUCAUGGACUCUGAAAACUCUGAUCACAGUCCACCAUGGCGAACUGAUCUCUCAAGAGACUCCCUUUGCUACUGCUUGCAUCUCAUGCAUGUACAUGGUUGUGUCAUUUGUGUCAAAACUGAAAGACAUGUUCAUGUACUGUACAAGUGCCAAAAGACUUCAGUGUCGUGCUACUUGAAGCCACUUCCUGAAUGUUCUUUCUAAGCACCACAGGCCCGGUAUUAUUGAGUUCUAAUCCGACUCACAUGCUCAGAGUGAGGCUGUCCUGCUGUGCUUCCUUGUGUCCGCACUUGAGCUGGUUUUCUGUCCAGAGGGUGUCAACUUGCCUUACUUUGCUCUUUUUUCUUUGUUUGUUACCAAGAAUUUUGUAAAAUGAAGCAAAUUUUACACUAUAUAGUAUAUAAAAUAUAACUACACUGGGUAUGGAAAGUAUUCAGACCACCGUCAAUUUUUCACUCUGUGAUAUUGCAGCCAUUUGCCAAAAAAACGUUAAAUUAUUUUAUUUUCUCAUUAAUGCACACAGCACCCAUAUUAACAGAAAUACUCCAAAUUUAAGAAAUUUGCGCAUAUUUUUUAAAAUGAAAAAACUGACAUAUCACCUGGUUCUAAGUAUUCAAACCCUUUGCUCUGUAUUUAGUAGAAGCACCCUGUUGAGCCAAUACAGCCAAGAGUCUUCAGGGUCAAGAUUUGGGGAUCCUCUCCAGUUCUGUCAGGUUGGAUGGUGAACAUUGGCGGACAGCCAUUUUUAGGUCUCUCUGUUUUGCUCAAUUGGGUUAAAGUUCCUUUGACCUCAUGAUUCUCACCUGCUCUGACCUGCAUUGUGAGCUGUAAGGUCUUUUUUAGACAGGUGUGUGGCUUUCCUAAUCAAGUCCAAACAGUAUAAUCAAUCACAGCUGGACUCCAGCGAAGGUGUAGGACCAUCUCAAGGAUGAUCAGAAGAAACAGAAAGCAUCUGGGUUAAAUAUACGAGUGUCACAGCAAAGGGUCUGAGUACUUGGGACCAUGUGAUGUUUCAGUUUGUCCUUUUGUUCAACAACUCUGCAGAAAUUCCUAAAAUUCUGUGUUUUCUGUCACUGUGGGGUGCUGCGUGUACAUUAAUGAGAAGAAAAUUAAUUUAAUUGAUUUCAGCAUAUGAAAAGUUGAUGGGGUCUGAAUACUUUCCGUACCACGGUGUGUAUAAAAGGCUCAUGUCAGUCCAUCAGUUUCUUUUUCUUUAUUUUUCACUCAAAUAAAAAUGUGCUUGGUUAAACUUUACAAUCCAAACACUAUAAACUUUCUUUUUAAAUUUUGGCUGAAAAUUUAACUAAACAAAUUCCCUCUUUUUGAAUUUUAUUUAAAUGAUUUCCUUUUCAUUCCUUUUAUCACUUGAAGCUGUAGUGAUCUGUUGUCAGUCGUCCUGAAUUCAAGCUCCUUUACAGGGUUAAAAUGUAACUGCAGCUUUUACAACUUUCACUGUUAACUUUGAUUGUGGCUGUACACUUUUAUCAUUAUUUUCUUUCUCAUUUCUUUUCAACAUAAAAUAAACACUGUAACAUAUUUCCAGAAACAAUGAAACCUUGCUGAUUUGUCUAAGUGUUUAACUAAUGCAUGCUGUGGAGGGAAAAUAGAAAAUGUGACACUUUGAGAAAAAAAUCUUGAAUGUAUGGUGACUUUUUACAAAAGUAUUCUAAAUAAAACACAUCUCUAUAUAUUAAUAA